Zophobas morio is the source of this 658-nucleotide messenger RNA. Its product is annotated as NADH-ubiquinone oxidoreductase chain 2-like. Gene Ontology annotation, biological process: mitochondrial electron transport, NADH to ubiquinone. The record is from RefSeq and is a predicted model, not a curated record. The transcript has 2 exons. NCBI's taxonomy places the organism in Eukaryota, Metazoa, Arthropoda, Insecta, Coleoptera, Tenebrionidae. Gene Ontology annotation, molecular function: NADH dehydrogenase (ubiquinone) activity.
AUGAGUAAGCUAAGUAAGCUUAUAGGUUCAUACCCUGUCAAUGAAAGUAAAACCUUUCCCUUUUUAAUUAAAAUUUAUAAAAUUGUAUUUAUUAAUUCCAUAAUCAUAGGAACUCUCAUUGCAAUUUCAUCAUACUCAUGAUUAAGAAUAUGGAUAGGACUAGAAAUUAACCUACUCUCAGUAAUCCCACUAUUUUCAGACAGAAAAAACAUAUUUUCCUCAGAAUCAUCAAUAAAAUACUUUAUUACACAGGCAAUAGCAUCCUUAAUUCUACUAAUAGCAGUUAUAAUAACAUUGACAACUCAAGAAUUUAUUAACCCCCUAAUAAAUUUUUAUUUUUCAAUAAUAAUUACAACUGCAUUAAUAACAAAAUUAGGAGCCGCCCCAUUCCAUUUCUGAUUUCCCGAAGUAAUUGAAGGUUUAAAUUGAACCAAUUCCUUAAUUCUGCUAACUUGACAAAAAAUUGCCCCAAUAAUAUUAAUUAUAAAUAUUAAUCUAAAUGAACUUUUCCUUGUUUCAAUCAUUAUCAUCAGACUUUUAACAAGAACAAUUAGAGGGUUCAAUCAAAUUAGCCUACGUAAAAUUCUUGCAUUUUCCUCAAUUAACCAUAUCGCAUGAAUAUUAUCUACAUCAAUAAUAUCGCUAGCCACAUGAUCAG